Callorhinchus milii (elephant shark) is the source of this 4129-nucleotide messenger RNA. Its product is annotated as paxillin. Bases 108 to 1841 code for a protein of 577 amino acids. Gene Ontology annotation, biological process: transforming growth factor beta receptor signaling pathway; endothelial cell migration; substrate adhesion-dependent cell spreading. NCBI's taxonomy places the organism in Eukaryota, Metazoa, Chordata, Chondrichthyes, Chimaeriformes, Callorhinchidae. The transcript has 12 exons. The record is from RefSeq and is a predicted model, not a curated record.
CCGUGAGGGAGGGAGAGAGAGAGGGAGAGAGAGAGGCGGCGGUGGGGCUGUGCGGCGUCUCCUCACACAGACACACAGACAGACGCACACGCACGGCGGCCCCGGGCAUGGACGACCUGGAUGCCUUGUUAGCUGACCUCGAGUCAACAACUUCACACAUUUCAAAAAGGCCUGUUUUUAUCCCAGAGGAGACACCGUACUCCUAUCCAACAGGAAGCCAUACUUACCAGGAAGUGUCUGUGCCUCCACCCGUGCCACCCCCACCUUCUGCAGAUGCUUUGAAUGGAGUGAUCAUCGACACAGUUGAACAGUGGCAGCCUCCCAUUGCCUGUUAUCGGCACCAGCAGGGUUUCCAAGAGGAUGUGUCCCCUCCCACUGGAGUGAACAAUUCCGUAAAGCAACAGAAUUACUCUUCAAAUGUGAAAAGCAACUCCGGUAUUGCCCGAGAAUCUGUCAGUCCUCCUGUACCACGUUCAGCUGAAGAGGACCACGUCUACAGCUUCCCCAACAAGACAAAGUCCACAGAGCCUUCACCGACGAUCAUGACUGCUUCGCUGGGCAGCAACCUGUCCGAACUGGACCGCCUUCUCUUGGAACUGAAUGCAGUUCAGCACAACCCACCAAGUAGCUUUGUAACAGAUGAGCCAAUUCGCAGCUCCCAUUCUACGCUUGGGACUAGCUCUCAAUACACUGGUCAGGAAAAUGGAACUCAGGUGGGGAAAAAAGUGCCUCCUCAAACAAAAGAAAAACCUAAGAGAAACGGAGGCCGAGGGAUUGAGGAUGUGAGACCCAGUGUGGAGAGCUUGCUGGAUGAACUAGAGAGUUCUGUUCCCAGUCCAAGUCCCGCCGCAGCUGUGCCUUCAGUGGAAGGGGCGGCCUCACAGCGUGGCACUCCCAGCCAGCAGCAAGCUCGGAUUUCUGCUUCCUCGGCAACCCGCGAGCUCGAUGAACUAAUGGAGUCUCUCUCUGAGUUCAAGGUCCAGAGCAAUAUGGCACAAUCGGGCUCUAAAGGAAAGCAGAGUGGAGCUUCACCCGUGGCAGUUCCUCAGAAACCUGGGAGCCAGCUGGAUAACAUGCUGGAUGAACUGCAUGUAGGACUGAACAAGCUGGGGGUUGCUACCGUAGCGAAGGGAGUGUGCGCUGCCUGUAAGAAACCUAUAGCUGGACAGGUUGUGACUGCAAUGGGACGUCCCUGGCAUCCAGAGCACUUUGUUUGUACCCAUUGCCAAGAAGAGAUUGGAUCUCGUAAUUUCUUUGAGCGUGAUGGGCAGCCAUACUGUGAGAAAGACUAUCAUAACCUAUUUUCUCCCCGCUGUAACUACUGCAAUGGACCCAUUCUGGAUAAAGUGGUGACGGCACUGGAUCGGACUUGGCAUCCUGAACAUUUCUUCUGUGCCCAGUGCGGAGCCUUCUUUGGACCGGAUGGAUUCCAUGAGAAAGAUGGGAAGGCAUAUUGUCGCAAAGAUUACUUUGAUAUGUUUGCACCCAAGUGUGGUGGCUGUGCAAGAGCCAUUCUGGAAAAUUACAUCUCGGCCCUCAGUUCAUUGUGGCACCCAGAGUGCUUUGUAUGCCGGGAAUGCUUCACCCCGUUUGUAAAUGGCAGCUUUUUCGAACAUGAUGGACAGCCAUAUUGUGAGAUGCAUUACCACGAGCGUCGUAACUCGCUCUGCUCUGGAUGCCAGAAGCCCAUCACAGGUCGCUGUAUCACUGCCAUGGGGAAGAAAUUUCACCCAGAGCACUUUGUCUGCGCUUUCUGCCUGAAACAGCUCAAUAAGGGCACCUUCAAGGAGCAAAAUGAUAAGCCCUACUGUCACAAUUGCUUUGUUAAGCUCUUCUGUUAAACCCAUCCCACCAAACACUUUACCAGUUUAACCAUUCCUGCAAUCCCAUAAAUCCACACCUAUGCAUUCAGUACCAACAAAACAGAAGACUCCAGGUUUUUAAAGAGUAAUAUGGUUCUUGUAAUAAAAUAAAAUAGAUUACUUUUCCAUUAUAGAGACUGAGAAGAAGAGAAGCUCCUCAAAUGUCAUUUUACGAGUAUUACAGAAAGCUAUAGCUUUCCCUUUCUCUGAGUACCCCAGGAAGGCCAGGUAUACAACUUGCAUUCCUAUAGUAUGCUGAUUGUCUUCAGACAUGUCCAUUGAAAAGGAGACUCUUGUUUUGGGAAUGGUGAAGGAUGUGAAAUGAAAUUCAACUGUGAGGAAAAUCUGUUUGAUUUCAAGAGCUCCGAGCUUUCUUUGAUGAGCAUCUUGUAUGAGAUCCGUUCCAAAGAGAGGAGAGCGUUGCAAAUGAUAGGAGCUCCUUUAUAAUGUGGGACAAAAGUUGGCGCUAAACCAUGUCAUUUUACAAAUAUGAGAAAAAAGUAGGUCUUUUGAGGUUAUUUGGUUACCCUGCUGCUCUUAGCUUGCUUGUCUGUAACCCACAUAUUGAACUCAAUGACUGACUGCUUGAUUUAAAACUAUGGCCAUAGACUAUUCAGUUUUAUAGUUUCAGUUUUACAUGUCUGAAACCCACCUGGUUUGAUCUCAAAAUGACAAUAGUGUCACAUAUAGAAGGUGUCAGGUUCCUAAUAUACUUUGGUUAUACAGAAGGAUGCUAAGUCAGAGGAUGGCUCCACACUCACACCUGUCCUAGCUAUGUAUAUUCCCUUUCAAUCCUUCUUAGCUACAAAUUCAAAGUAGCUCUGUAUGCAGUUAGUUGUUCCCUCACACCUUGGAAGAGAUGGAGAGCAAAUGUCAUAUUUUGCAACGCUCCAAACCAAUGCCUUUUGUGAUAUUACCAGCAGACUCUAGGACUCAAAUCGAUAUUCAGCAGCAGUGCACGGGAGGUUGAAUUGAGAGAAGACCAUUCACCCCAUUUACCAGGUCCUUUUCAGAAAUCACAAAUUAUUUUUACCUCCCUACUGUCCUGGAGUGAGCUCCAUAUCUCUCUGCACCUGUGCGUAAGUGUCAAGCUAAGUGUUUUUCAGUGUUAAAGGUAAACUGAACAGUGAGGAAUGUCAUUGUAAAAAAUAUCCCUAAGGAGAGCAAAGAAUCUGCAAUGAACAAUCCCUUGAAGGAACAAUGUAAAACUGUUACGAGGCCACGGGUUAGCGAGCCCCUAAAAAGGAUCCAUUUGAAAUGUGUGAGAUGAUUGUGCUGGAAAGCAGUAUUUUAUUCUGAAAAAUGUUCACUUUAAGAUGUACAGCAAUGUCUCUGACAUUAAUAAUGCCUUUGACUGUAACUGAAGCAAUAAUAUUUCUCAGCGACAGCCACAAUCGCACUGUCCUAAUGUAGUGUGUCGGAGCUUUCUCCGAGACACCUGCUGUAGACAUAUUUGAUAGAAACUUUUGCAGUACUAAAUACAGAAUCUUUUGCAGCACUGUAUGUUUUUAUCCUCCGGGUUUAAUUAUCAGUGUCAUUGAUCACUAAGAACUCUGUUAAUUCUGACCUUUCAUGCCAGAACUUUGGAUUUUAAAAACAUAACCACUUUUGUAAAACAUGCAUCCAGUUUGUAGUUUUAACGCAAGUCUAUUAUGAUAUAGGUAGUCUCAAUGCUUUCUAAUAAUGACUGAUUCUUACCUGAAAAAUCCAAAGGACUGUUGAGCAGGACAUGCCUCUUCACUUUUAUAGCACAAAAAUGUUAGUCUUUCAGGCAUGUCCUAAAAUAACAUCAGUCAACAAACUAUUUUGUAAUUGUGAGCCUGUUGUAUUUUUAUUCAAAUCCUCCAUUCUAAUUUGCCAAUAAUUUAUCUUUUUACGAAGUCUUAAUUCCUGCUGUGAAACCCCUACACGACUCUCCCUUAUGUAUGUACUAAUAUUUUUGAUUUCACCAUGAAUAAUUAACCUUUUUUUAAAAAAAAUGGUCACAAAGCAGAAGGCCAGAAGUAUUCUGGUGCCAUUUUAACUGGUUUGAAUUUAUUGGAUCGAAGCCUCACUAACCAGUGUUUACAAUGUAUGAAAUUCAAUCUGCCAUUUAACCAAAGGGAGUCGUUCAAGAAUGAGAGACUGUUGUAAGGAGUUAGUCCUGAUUCUGCAGACUCCUGAUCAAUAGCAAUUGCCUUUGUUUUAUCGACAUUUUUGUUCAUCUUUUAAUUAUUGCUUUACACAUAUAUCAUGGAAUUAUGCCAAUAAAAGUUACUUUCACUUUA